AUGGACGCUCUCAAAGCUGGUGCACAUAAAAUACAAGAAGCAGUUCAUGGCAAAAAAGCUGAAGAAAAAAUAGAAAAAGCUUCGGAUCCAUCAAGAUCACCAUCAGAUCGUAUGGAUGCUGCUCAUGAUGCAGCUAAAGCAGCGACGAAAGAAAGUGAACAUGCAUGCAAAGCCGAUUGCAGAUCAUAUGAUCAUAAACAUUAA
Messenger RNA from Rotaria sp. Silwood1, 204 nucleotides. The record is from the annotation of a GenBank genome assembly. NCBI's taxonomy places the organism in Eukaryota, Metazoa, Rotifera, Eurotatoria, Philodinida, Philodinidae.